Messenger RNA from Neospora caninum, 1365 nucleotides. RefSeq lists its product as hypothetical. The transcript is spliced from 5 exons. Gene Ontology annotation, molecular function: RNA polymerase II cis-regulatory region sequence-specific DNA binding; DNA-binding transcription factor activity. Bases 1 to 1365 code for a protein of 454 amino acids. NCBI's taxonomy places the organism in Eukaryota, Apicomplexa, Conoidasida, Eucoccidiorida, Sarcocystidae. The record is from RefSeq and is a predicted model, not a curated record. Gene Ontology annotation, biological process: regulation of transcription by RNA polymerase II.
AUGGAAGAAACAGAUAACUCGCCCAACUGUGUCAUCUCUCAGGAGAGGUUCUCCCUGGCAACAGUGUACAGGUGUCAGGUCGCCGGAUGCGGUGCUCGAUUUCGGAAGGCAGCACAUCUUCGGCGACACGCAGCUGUCCAUACCGAAGAGGCAAGUAAAAAGUCCCGUUUCAUCGAGAAAGACGAACAUCUUCGUCGGCACAUAACGAUACGCCAUCGCGGAGACGGCCGGAUGCUUCCAAACGGGAUGCAUUGCGCAACAGACCUGUCCAGCCCUCCGUCUAGUCCCUCUUGUCGAAACCCAUUAACUGAAGUUUCGACUGAACAGACUCACAGCCCUCUCCCCUGUUCUCCAGGCGCCAUUUGUAGGCGAGGAGACGGCAAACGCGAAAGCCCGCUACGGAGCCAAGGGAAAGCUGAGGCAGCAGAGGAGACAGGCACCGACGCGGGGCAUUUGCCGCAUGAGGCGUGCUGGGGUGACAACAAGCCGACACAUGAGACAGAAUCCGAAGCAACACGGAAAAGUCUCUACGAAUCGGAGGAGCCACGUGAAAACCACGUGGACACUCGCGCGCUUCCGGCAGCGAAUGGAUCUUGCUUGACGGACGCCGCACGGGAGUCAGUUGCCCGGCCGUUCGCCUGUGACAAAUGUGGCAAAUCUUUCACUCUAAAACAACACCUUCGACGCCACGAGAAAAGCCAUGUGGGGCGUCAUACGUGUGAGCAAUGCGGCGCAGUUUUCGCAAAGAAACAUCAAAUGCGAUGGCACGUGCUGGAGCACGUAAUGACAGAGAGUGCUCGGAGGAAAGGGGAGAAGGCAGAGGCAAUGAAAGGCGUCGCGGAACAACGCGGCUCCGCCGAUGCUGUCGAAAACGGGCAGAAGGAAGAGUCUCUCUCCCCAACGACGUCGGAAAAGCUGAUUCAUCCUAAAGCCGACGAACUACUUCAGACAGCGGGAUUUCCCUGCCCUCAUAAGGACUGUGACAUGGUCUUCCUCACGCGUGGUCAGCUGUACAGACACCUGAGAAGAGUUCGAGAAAGUACGAUUGCCCCGCAACAAGUGGAACGGACAAUACAGUUCGAAAACGAUGACCUGCGACUGCGAUCCUGUGACUACACUUGCGAGAAAUGUUCGGAGACAUUUGUUCGAUUCUCAUCGCUCGUGGCGCACCGACGUGAUGCCCACCCAACAAACGUUCACGUCUGCGAAACUUGCAACAAGCGUUACUCAAGGCUCUCCCGUCUUCGAGAGCACAUAAGGGUAGGACAUCUCCAGAAUACCCGCUGUUUCUUUCCACACGAACCCGUAACUCCAGGGGGGGACAGAGCCAAAAAAAAGCCAACAAAUACCUCUCUUCUGGAAUAG